GGGAGGGAAGGAGGGAGGAUGAAGAGGAAGGAGUAGGAAGGAGGAUGAAGAGGAGGAAGAGGAGGUGGAGGAAGAGGAUGAAGAGGAGGAUAAAGAAGAGGAGGGGGAGGAAGAGGAUGAGGAAGAGAAGGGUGAAGAGGAGGAUGAGGGAUGAAGAGGAGGAUGAGCAAGAGGAGGAUGAAGAGGAGGAGGAGGAUAAAGAGGAGGAGGAAGAGGAGGAUGAAGAAGGAGGAGGAGGAGGAGGAAGAGGAGGAGGAAGAGGAUGAAGAGGAGGAGGAGGAUAAAGAAGAGGAGGGGGAGGAAGAGGAUGAGGAAGAGAAGGAGGAGGAGGAGGAUGAAGAGGAAGAGGAUGAAGAGGAGGAGGAGGAUAAAGAGGAGGAUAAAGAGGAGGAUAAAGAGGAGGAUGAAGAGGAGGAGGAUGAUAAAGAGGAGGAUGAAGAGGAUGAGGAUGAAGAGGAUGAUGAAGAGGAAGAGGAGGAUGAAAGAGCAGCGAGAGAAGAAGAAGAAGAAGAAGAAGAAGAAGAAGAAGAAGAAGAAGAAGAAGAAGAAGGAGGAGAAGAAGAAGAAGAAGGAGGAGGAGAAGAAGAAGAAGAAGAAGAAGAAGGAGGAGAAGAAGAAGAAGAAGAAGGAGAAGUAGAAGAAGAAGAAGAAGAAGGAGAAGAAGAAGAAGAAGAAGAAGAAGGAGGAGAAGAAGAAGAAGAAGGAGGAGAAGAAGAAGAAGAAGGAGGAGAAGAAGAAGAAGGAGAAGAAGAAGAAGAAGAAGAAGAAGGAGAAGAAGAAGAAGAAGAAGGAGGAGAAGAAGAAGAAGAAGGAGAAGAAGGAGAA
This is a messenger RNA of Scomber japonicus (chub mackerel), 825 nucleotides long. Its product is annotated as cilia- and flagella-associated protein 251-like. The transcript has 4 exons. The record is from RefSeq and is a predicted model, not a curated record. Lineage: Eukaryota; Metazoa; Chordata; Actinopteri; Scombriformes; Scombridae. The annotation marks the transcript as partial.